Messenger RNA from Ostrinia furnacalis (Asian corn borer), 1127 nucleotides. RefSeq lists its product as uncharacterized. The coding region runs from base 36 to 536 and encodes 166 amino acids. The transcript is spliced from 3 exons. Lineage: Eukaryota; Metazoa; Arthropoda; Insecta; Lepidoptera; Crambidae. The record is from RefSeq and is a predicted model, not a curated record.
CAUUCGACUGACGGGACGUGCGCUUGCCAUCCGACAUGACAUUCGGUGUAUUGUCCCAAAUGGGGGCGGGAAGUAAGCAGUUUAUAGACAGGUAUGCAGAAUACGGGACCCCCGUAGCGGACCCACACGUGGUAUACGCGUACGAGCCUCCAACCCAGGGGCAUGUCGAGGCUUCUUCCAAACACACAUACGGCGGCGGACACAAAAGCAAUGCGGCCAUGUCGGCGCUCACGCUGCUAGCUUUCCUGUUCUUCCUACACAUCUUGCAGCAAUGCAUCAAGGACCACAUGGCAUCCAUGAGUACCCCACAGAUCACCAUCAUGACCGCAGGCCGGGAAGGCGAAGCCGCCGUCAAAGAAAAACUCGACAAAACUGGCCUCACGGACAAUAAAAACAAAAACGAAAACGAACUGGCCGAAAACGAAAAAUAUCUGACGAAAAUAAACACGGCGCAACCGCCGCGGUACGGCGCGAACUACAAACACGCGGUGAAAACUUACGGCGAAUUUGUCAACGCUAUGGACGAAAAUAAUUGAUUUAAAGCCUGUCGUAUGGGAUGCAAUGAAAUAAAAUAUACAGUAAAGUUUAAAAGACUUUAUUAUCAAGCAUAUCUAGGAAUAAAAUACACAACAUCCAUAGUUUCGUAGUUAUUUUCAUAAUUCUGCCUAUCAAUAAACAGAUAGAUAACCCCCCAAAAUUCGACCCUGCUCUAACGAGUUUAUUUAUAAGUACUCCUUCAAAAAUAAGAAUUUUAUGAUCACAAAUAUUUUGUAAAUUAGUUGUUACUUUACUUUCAGGUAGUCGAAACAUUUAACAAAGAUCCAUACAAAUGAGAAUAAUUUACUAUUUACUUUUAUUAUGUACUGACUACAAACAUUAUAAAACUUUAGAAGUUAUACUGCUCCUAAAAACCUCAUCAUACAUCUACAAUCACGCUUCUCGUUGCUGUUUGUUUAUAAUUAUUAUUAAUUAUGCUAGUUUAAUCUUAACACAUGGUUAAAUCCUACUUCUUGCAACUAUGCAAAUAGCAGACCGUUCGAACAGUACUGCAUGUAAACAGAAAAUAAUUGUAACCGACAACUCAUUUGAAAAUGCAUCCGAGUUAUCUUUAGUCACUUCUACCUAUG